Maylandia zebra (zebra mbuna) is the source of this 1042-nucleotide messenger RNA. The record is from RefSeq and is a predicted model, not a curated record. NCBI's taxonomy places the organism in Eukaryota, Metazoa, Chordata, Actinopteri, Cichliformes, Cichlidae.
UGUAAUAAAACCGCUGUAACUUCAGAGGUAAUGUUCAUGUGUUGAUUAACUUUGACUGCCUGCUCAAACAUUUGGUUUAGCAUAUUUUGAGAGACUAUAUAUAAUGAACUGGAGUACUUAGCUUAACUCAACCUUAUUGAGCCAUCUCUACCACUUGGUUGAGUUAUGUUAUCCUAAAAAAAACACUAGAUGGCACUGUGUCAGGAUAUGGCAGGCCUCAUCUGCCACCCUCCAACCAAGAAAUCAGAAAGCAAAAAAUCACUCUGGACACAUGGACUGUUUUGGCUAAAAACUUUAAAGAUGGAUUGCAAAUCCUUUUAUGGAGCAAGACAACGCACCUACCUGGCCCUUGUACCUGAAAAUUCUCAGGACUCCGAUGGUGAACUGAGUGAUGAUGACCCAAUAGAGGAUCCAGAUUUUCAACCCAAUUUUGCAGAUGAUAGUGAUGAAAGCUGCUUUGAUGUUUCCCUGGAUGAAGAUGCUCCUUCAACAAGUAGAUCUAAUAAACUUUUGCGUAAAAUGAGCAAAAAAGGGAAACCUAUCCUAAAAACAGUUCCCUUGGAUGAAGCAGAGGAUACAUUAGACCCAUCUUCCUCUUUAGUCCCAAAAAAAGACACAAGAAGAAUCUGGAAGCAUGAGGACAUUGAAGAAUUUCAAGUUCCAGAUGCAAGUUUCGAAACGCCUGACGCCCUACAGUCCCCAUUCCAGUACUUCAAAAUGCUCUUCACUGAUGAAAUGAUUGAUCAUAUUGCCUAUCAUACCAAUCUGUAUUCUGCUCAAGAGUUGGGGGACACAAUCAAGACUAGCCCUAAGGAAAUUGAAGAUUUUCUGGCAAUCCUCCUAUUCAUGGGUGUUUUCAACUUUCCAUCGCUAGAGGAUUACUGGCACCAUGAGUCACGUUUCAGUGUGAUAGCAGAUAUCAUGCCAAAGAAGAGAUUCCAGCUUUUUCGCCGGUUCAUUCAUUUCAGUGAUAAUCAGCAGUGCAAUGAGAGUCAAGACCGAUUUAAAAAAAAUCAGACCUCUCUUUGAUAUGCUUCGUGAG